Messenger RNA from Anopheles darlingi, 3405 nucleotides. RefSeq names its product peroxidase (gene cysu). The transcript is spliced from 6 exons. The record is from RefSeq and is a predicted model, not a curated record. The coding region runs from base 353 to 2611 and encodes 752 amino acids. Gene Ontology annotation, molecular function: peroxidase activity; heme binding. Lineage: Eukaryota; Metazoa; Arthropoda; Insecta; Diptera; Culicidae. Gene Ontology annotation, biological process: response to oxidative stress.
UGUGUGUGUGUGUGUGUGUGUGUGUGUGUGUAUUUGUGGAUGCCCUCGUGGAUGAGCUCGUCCUCGAGCCAUUGUUCUAGUGAGUGAUCCUCGUGCGAUCACGAUCGUACGCCUGCGCACGUGCGCGCGCGCACCUGUGUGUGUGCGCCCCGGUGUGCGCAACAGUUACCGAGACCAAGAGACAGAGAAGAGACAGCCACCCACAACACAGGGGGUGUGUUGGGCAGGGGCGGUACCAGCUCCGUCCAGCUAAAAGACUCAUUCUUGCUUCGUCGAUCGCGAUCGAUCGCCAACAGCACGUCAAUCAACAAUCAAGAACGUACCAAGAAAGGUACCAAACAACGGCACCAACAUGUUCAGGUUACUGGCGAUAGCCGCCGUUGCCGCCGCUCUUGCCGUGAUUGGCAGUGAAGGGCAGUUCCUGGCCUUCGACCAGCAUGCCACGGAGUGUGCACUAUACGUGAACGGGCCGGGCAAAUCGUCCGCCUUCGACUACAACCUGAACCUGUUCCGUGGAGCGAUUGCGCCAGCAGUGCAUGCGGAGGCGACGACCUGCAUCACGUAUGAUGCGAUCAACCAGGCGUACCUGGACGCACGGAAGCGAAUCCGGGUGUCGCAGCCGAAGGGUGACUGGAAGACGGAGGACAUCGCGACGGUCGGUGAGCUGCUGCUCGACAUUUCGAUUCAGCUCGCCCGCACCUACGGUCUGUCGUACGAGGAGAUCGAAAAGGGGCUCCCCUCGAUCGAUACCUCCAAGACGCUGAUCCGCGAGGUCUGCCCGGCCUUUCUGUCCGGUGUCGAGUGCCGACCGGGCAAGUACCGGCGGGUCGACGGGCUGUGCAACAACCUGAAGCACCCGACGUGGGGUGCGGCGAUGACACCGUUCCAGCGGUUGAUUGGCCCACUGUACGCGGACGGUAUCAAUGCGCCCCGCAUCUCGAUCACCGGCCACGAUCUGCCGCUGUCGCGUGUCGUAUCGCGUACGAUCCACCCGGACGAGGGUUACCACGAUCACGCCGGCACGGUGUUUGUGAUCGCGUGGGGCCAGUUCAUGGACCAUGACUUUACGCUCACCGCGACACCGCUCGAUCCGAUCAACCGGAACGAUCCGGAGGAGUGCUGCAAGCGGCCACCGCACCUGAAGCACCCGUACUGCAACGAGAUCCGCGUCCCGGACGACGACUACUUCUACCGGCUGUUCAACGUUAAGUGUAUCGAUUUCGUGCGCGGUUUCCCCUCGCCCCGUCCCGGUUGCCGGCUCGGUUCCCGCCAGCAGUUCAACACCCUCACGUCCGUCAUCGACGGUAACACGAUCUACGGGGUGAACGAGAAGUUUACGCGCAAACUGCGCACCGGCUACAACGGGCUGCUCCGCAUGAACCCGGUGUUUGCCGAGUACGGGCUGAAGGAUCUGCUGCCGCUGAAGCUGGACAUACCGGACGAGGGUUGCACGCGGCCCAACAAGAGCAUGUUCUGCUUCGAGGCGGGCGAGAUCCGGGUGAACGAGCAGCUGGUGCUGACCUGCAUGCAUACGCUGCUCGCCCGCGAACACAACCGGAUCGCGACCGAGCUCGGCAAGAUCAAUCCGCACUGGGACGACGAGACGCUGUUCCAGGAGGCGCGCCGCAUCAACAUCGCCAUCAUCCAGCACAUCACGUACAACGAGUUCCUGCCGAUCCUGCUCGGCAAGGAGGUGAUGGAGAAGUUCGGGCUGCUAACGCCGAAGGAGGGCUACUGGGAUGGGUACGACGAGACGAUCAAUCCCGCCAUCAUCGACUCGUUUGCGUCGGCCGCCUUCCGCUUCGGUCACUCGCUGCUACCGACGGCGGUAGAGCGCUGGUCGAAGGCACACAAGUUCAUCGCCUCGAAGCGACUGUCCGAUUUGAUCCGCCGGCCGUACGAUCUGUACCGGGCCGGUGUCUACGACGAGUACCUGAUGGGGCUGAUGAACCAGGUCGCCCAGGCGAUGGACGAUUCGAUCACGCAGGAGGUGACGAACCAUCUGUUCAAGAAGGAGGGCGCCCGCUUCGGUAUGGAUCUGGUGUCGUUCAACAUGCAGCGGGGCCGCGAGUUCGGUGUGCCCGGUUACAUGGAGUUCCGCAAGUUCUGCGGUCUACCGACCUCCGACAACUUCGAGGAGCUGUUCGGUUCCAUGCCGAACGAAACGGUGCGCCGUUACGAGAGCAUCUUCGAGCACCCGGCGGACGUGGAUCUGUGGUCGGGCGGCGUAUCGGAGCGCUCGCUACCGGGCUCGAUGCUCGGACCGACCUUCGCCUGUAUCAUCGCGACCCAGUUCAGCUACGUGCGGCGCGGCGAUCGGUUCUGGUACGAGCUGCCCAACCAGCCGUCCUCCUUCACGCCCGAGCAGCUGCAGGAGAUCCGGAAGGCGAAGCUCGCCCGCCUCAUCUGCGACAACACCGACCUCAUCGAUACGGUCCAGAUCUACCCGAUGGUGCUGCCGGACCACGAAAUCAACCCACGAGUGCCAUGCAAGAGCGGUAUCCUGCCAUCGAUUGAUCUGACCAAAUGGGCCGACUAUGGUCACGAGAAUCACUCACCGCACCAGUAUCAAUUCCUGAACGACAUUCCGGAGACGAUCGGGUUCAAGUAAUUUGAGGUGCGCGCCCCCCCUAAGCUCAGCAGCAGCAACAAACACUAGGCUUUCCUCCUGCAGAAGAAAAAGAGAACGAGAAGAAGAAGAAGAAGAAGAAGAAGAAGAAGAAGGAAAGCAGGAAAUGAAAAAGAAAUCAGAACAACUGCAACAACACCACAUUGCCAAUGCGUGAUGCGUACGCAACGAGAUUCUACAGUUUAUCAACCUACACGUCCACCAUGCUCCCUUCAUCAUUUCAGCAACCGCGCACCAUUUUGGUAGGAGCUGCCUUUCCCCUUUUUGUUUAAUUGCUGCUGCCCGCUACCUCCCCACUUAGCCAAUAUUGAGCCAUUAUUCUUUCCUGGUCCUCAUCACACUGCCUCUCCAAUCCCAUCCCACCCCACCCCACCCCUCUCAUCAUUGUAUUAUACACCAUUGCUAUUUCAUUUAUAUCGCGAGGAAAGAAAGAUUUAAAAAAAACCAUCUACAAUAUGAUCACCACGAAGCGAACGCACACACACACGCGCGCGCGCCGGCACGCUCUACCGUUUUCGUUUAGUAUGUUUAGCUCCACGCAAGACACGCAUUUAUUUGUACACGACCUCCACCUCCACCCCUUUCCCACCCGGACGGUCUAAGGCGGUGGCGACUGGCGGGGUGGGCGAGUGUUCGAGGGUGGCCAGGCAACAAUAGAGGUUAUGUUAGAAUGAGAGCAUCGUCGAUUGAUUGUGCGCGGCACUACUCUGGGUUCGCGCACAGUGCAAGCCCCCUAGCCACAGAUUAUUAUUUUUGUUUUUACUACCAUUUAAGGA